Micromonas pusilla CCMP1545 is the source of this 1965-nucleotide messenger RNA. RefSeq lists its product as uncharacterized. The transcript has a single exon. Gene Ontology annotation, biological process: regulation of membrane potential; potassium ion transmembrane transport. The record is from RefSeq and is a predicted model, not a curated record. Lineage: Eukaryota; Viridiplantae; Chlorophyta; Mamiellophyceae; Mamiellales; Mamiellaceae. The coding region runs from base 1 to 1965 and encodes 654 amino acids. Gene Ontology annotation, molecular function: voltage-gated potassium channel activity. Gene Ontology annotation, cellular component: plasma membrane.
AUGGAGUCCCCCACGGGACCGAUGGAGUUCCCGUCCACGCCCGGGUCCGCGUCCCCCGCCGCGAACGGAGACACCCCGAUCGCGUCCUCCGCGCCCUCGCCCGGGGGCGACGCCUCGGAGGACGCCUCGGAGACGACGACGCCCGCGAACGACGCGUCACCGUCCGACGCGGCGGAUACGGCGGAGGACACCGCGACGGGGGGACCGUCGCCGGUGAUGACCGCGGCGAUCGCGCGAAGGAAAGCGUUCGGGGACCAGGACGGGUGGCUGGGGAAUCAGUCGAAGACGACGUUCUUGUCGUCGUGCCAAAUCUUUCACGAGUGCGAACGCGCGGCGCUCACGGCGUUGACGCUGCGAUCCGUCGCGGCGGUGCAUCAGCCCGGGGAAGUAUUACUGCGCGCGGGAGAGACCACGGACUACGUCUGGCUCGUCGAAGAGGGCGAGUGCGUCGUGUCCCUGCGCGGCGUCACGAUCGAGGAAGAGGAACGUGCGGCGGAGCUCGCCGCGAUGCGAGAACGCGAGGAAGAGAGCGCGCGCAUCGAAGCCGAGCUCGCGCUGCCGUCGUCGAAAGCGACGAGCCGCGCGCGCGACGGCGGCGCCGCGGCGAAGAGAGCCGCGGCGAAGAGAGCCGCGCGAAUUGCGGCGCUCGCCGCGGCGGAGUCGGGCGGCGGCGCGCGGCUGGCGUCGAAAACAAACGUCGGGGGAUUGAAUCCUCGCGGGACGACGCGAACGCGCGGCGGUCCGGGAGAGCCGCGACGCGUCGCCGUGCUGCUCCCUAAGGACGCGUUCGGGGAGCGGUGCGUCCUGUCCUCCGAGCCGAUGCGGUACACGGUCGCGUGCGUCGGGACGAGGCCGGUGAAGGUUUUGAAAGUCCCGGGGAAGGAGUUCAAGGCGACGUUGAAGAAGGGCGACGAAGGCGACGACGACGGGAAGAGACGCUCGCGGGAGAUGAAGCGGCGGAUCUUGAGAGCCGCGCUCGCGAGGGAGGAGACGUACGUCGAGCGCGCGAACGCGGUAGAGGCUGCGCGCGCGCUCGCGUUCACGCACGGGCACGAGCGGGAAUUUUUGUUGCGUCGAAGAGCGAAGCGCGAAGUCGCGGAGAAGGAGGAGCGGGAGAAGGUUCGCCCGCCGCCGCCGCCGGAGAUCGAGGGCGCCGUCGGCGGCGCCGCGGUGACGCGGACGCCGACGACGCAGGAGGAGCUGAACUACAUGAAGCACGCCGCGGUCGAGUCCGCGAAGCUGCGGAAGAUGGAUCAGAGCACGACGGUGGAGCUGACGAGACGAGACGUCACGCGCGUGCGGUGCCGUCCGCCGUCGCCGUCGCCGUCGCCGUCGACGUCGACGUCGACGCGGCGCGUCGCCCUCGGGGACGCGUCGUCCGCGGAGGCGGACGUCGCGGACGAGGGCCGGCCUGGCGGGGAGAACGAGACGCUCCGCGAGGCGUCGACGCCGUCGUCCGCGUCGAGGCAGCGGCCGCGUGCGCGGUCGCAGUCCGCGCGAACGCCGGCGGCGACGCUCUCGGAGCUCACGCCGGAGUUUAAGCAGAGCGGGGCGAGGUUCGCGACCCCGAACGCGGAAACGACAGAAAUGGAUAAGGCACGGCCGUUAUCCGCGAAGCUCGUCGUCGGCGCGGCGAUCGAGCAGCUCCGUUUAUCCACCCCGGGGAUGGACCGUCAGCGACGGAUGAAGCACUACGCCGCGAGCGUCCGCGGCGGCGUUCGGGCGCGGCCGCAGAGCGCGCCGGCGUCGCGGUCGACGGGCGGCGGCGGCGCCGGGUUCGACACCUUCGGGUUCGGUUCUUUAGACGGCGUUCGCGGGAUCGAUCCUCCGAGGCGGGGGAUGCCGCCGCCCGCGGAGCCGAAGCUGAGGUUAUGGACUCGGACGGGGCCGCCGCCGCCGGAGAAGAAGCGGCCGAAUUGGGUGUGCGGAGGAGGAAGACUCAAGUACGAAGACUUCAAGUCGUGA